AUACUGUAAAGCUUACUUAAAAAUCUUAUGUCCCUCAGGAACACCUGUAAUGGCACUACUACCAAUGGCUGUGUAUAUCACUCAGGAACACCUGAAAUGGCACUACUAGCUGUGGUAUUUGUGGCUCAGUUUAUUUUUACAGCUAAAUAUCUUGAGUGUGAUACGGGGGUGCAGGAGGAAGUUCAUAUGAGUGUGUAGGAAAAUAGCUCAGUUACAAGGCAGGAAGUUGUCUUUUGUUAUUAGGAUGUCAUACAUAAUGCACAUUUUCAGUCAGACCUGACCAGUUGCUUGAUCGUGUCUUCAUCGGCUGCACAAAUCGAAUAAUCUUUCAAGGAUUACAGUGAAACAGAAUUAUCAAAGUGCAGGCAAGGUCUUCCUCUGCAUUCAUCUGCAAUGAGAACACAGGCUUUAUGGUUAUAUGCCAUCUACUCAUAUGUGCUAAAUGUGCACGCGGCUUCAUGGACUGCAGAAAUACCACAAACAAUCUCAGCACUGCAGGGGUCUUGUGUCGUGGUUCCCUGCAAGUUCAAUUACCCAGACCGUGAAAUAAAGCCUACAGACCUGACAGGAAUAUGGCACACGACAAAUCAAGACAUAUACAUUUAUCACCCGGACUCCUCCAAAGUGAUGAAAGAAUUCAGGGGCCAGACAAAUCUGAUUGGGGAUCUUGCAAGAAAAGACUGUUCACUGAGAAUUAAUCACCUGAAAAAAAAGGACAAUGGCCCAUUUAUUUUUAGGAUAGAGAUUCGUGACUUUGAUAAGUACUCUUACAAAGAUAAAUCGGUCUCCAUUGAUGUCCAAGACUCUCCAGCCUCCCCACGGCUGACCGUGAGCAGGGAGGUCAAAGCAGGUGAUGCUGUGACUGCUUCCUGCUCUGUGUCUCACUCCUGUCCCACGGAGCUGCCUCACCUGAUCUGGAGCCGCAGUGGAACAACCACCAACCAAUCAGAGGAGCUGCCCAACGGCCAAUGGAAAGAGACGUCAAACUUAACUUUCACUGCCACAAACUCUGACCACAACCAGCACCUGACUUGCACAGCAAAGUAUCAGCAGGUCACAUCUGUGCAAUCUUAUAAAAUAUUGAAUGUGACAUAUGCCCCAGUCCGUGUGGAGGUCGAGCCUGAGUCCACAGUGGUGAAGGAGGGAGAUGCUGUGGAGGUGCAGUGUUCCAGUGACAGUAACCCUCCUGCACACGGCUACCAGUGGUACAACACCACUGGCACUCUGCUGUCAGAGGAACGAAUCUACAAACUGCACGUGUCCAGACACACUAAAGCUCUCUACUGUGCAGCCAUCAACACAGAGGGGCACAAGAACUCCACUCUGGCCAAGAUCAGCGUGGAGUACCCCCCAAGCAUUGGAGCACAAUCAGGCUGUGUUGCAGAAAUCACAGGGGUGAACUGCCGGUGCCUGGUGGAGUCCAGGCCCGCUAGCAGAGUCCAGUGGAAACUUGCAGAUGGCAAAACUGAAAACAGCAGCAGCGUCCACAGCACAGAUGGACAGGACUCCGCCACUGUUCACACACUGCAUUUCCACCUGGGCCUUACUGAUGUGGUGUCCUGCUACGCCAGCAACAAACAUGGGAACGAAACAAGGGUCCUGGAAACCAACCAAAGAGGAGUACUGAUGGCCAUCUACUUAUCAGGCGCGGCUGCUUCUGCCUUUGUGCUCAUAUUGGUUAUUUUAUUGCUGUGGAAAUGUUCAAGACGAAAAAAACGUGUGGAAGUAAAGAUAAACCCUGUCUACUCAACUGCAGACCUCGAUGACCAGCAUGUGGGAAUACAGGAAAACAUGGGGCCAGCCAAAUACUGCAGCAGGAGACAGGGGCCCGGUGAAGAUCCGUCCUCUCCUGGUGGUGACAACAUUUAUGUCAACAGUGGGGUAUGUUUGGGGUCAUUGUCUUGUUGAAAGGUCCAUCUACGGCCAAGUCUCAACCUCCUGGCAGAGACAAACAGACACCAUAUUUUGAAGAAGAAGAAGAAGAAGAGGUGGAUUAUGAGAAUUGUUUUAAAGAGGACGUUUAUGCAAACAUGUAUGUAGGA
Molecule: messenger RNA, 2042 nt
Organism: Anguilla anguilla (European eel)
Lineage: Eukaryota; Metazoa; Chordata; Actinopteri; Anguilliformes; Anguillidae
Product: myelin-associated glycoprotein-like
Exons: 12
Coding region: 394-1908 (504 amino acids)
Source: RefSeq, a predicted model, not a curated record